AUGACGGACCUUGCGUCGGGACUCUUCAAGUCUCUUCCCAAGCCAAAGUACUCUGGCGAAGAGGAGGAAAUCCCCAAGCAUGCGCAACCCCGUGGCCCACGCGUCGUCGGCGCCGGCCAGCUCGACGAGACUCAAGUCGUUCUACGGAAAUCUGGACCCCCACCUUACGGCAACCGCACAGGAUGGCGACCCCGAGCAGCAGAAGAUUUUGGCGACGGCGGCAGUUUCCCAGAAAUCUUAGUUGCCCAAUACCCUCUCGACAUGGGCCGUAAGGGAACCUCGUCAACCUCCAACGCACUUGCGGUCCAGGUUGAUGCAGAAGGGAAGGUCAAGUACGACGCUAUUGCACGCCGCGGCCAGGGUGAUAACAAAAUCAUUCAUGCAUCCUUCAAAGAUCUUAUUCCGCUCCGGCAGCGAGUGAACAUGGGCGAGGUCUCCCUCGACCGGCCCUCGGAGGAAGAAGUUGCCAUGCAGAUGGAGAAGACUAAGGCCGCUCUGGCCGGUUUAGUUGAAGGAGCUGUCAAAGCCCAGAAGCCCAAAAACGUGAAGGGCGGCCGCCGGGCGGAACCAACAUUUGUUCGAUACACACCAGCGAACCAGAUGGGCGACCAGAGCAGCAAGAACGACCGAAUCAUGAAGAUUGUGGACCGCCAGCAAGAUCCCAUGGAGCCACCCAAGUUCAAGCACAAGAAGAUUCCUCGCGGCCCACCCUCACCCCCAGCCCCAAUUAUGCACUCGCCUCCUCGAAAGCUUACCGCCGAAGACCAAGAAGCCUGGAAGAUUCCCCCUCCCGUGUCGAACUGGAAGAAUCCCAAGGGUUACACUGUCCCUCUGGACAAACGUCUGGCUGCCGAUGGACGUGGAUUACAGGAUGUGACUAUUAAUGAUAAGUUUGCGCAAUUCGCCGAAGCCCUUUUCACUGCCGAUCGCCACGCUCGCGAGGAAGUCCAGCUCCGUUCCCAGAUGCAGCAAAAGCUAGCCGAGAAAGAGAAAGCUCAGAAAGAAGAAAACCUGCGCGCCCUGGCUCAGAAAGCACGCGCAGACCGUGCCGCCCUCGCCGCCGCGACUCCGAUUCCCGCGCCCGUUCUCGCAGCGCAAGCCGCAGCGGCUCCCCUACUCUUCUCGGAGAACGAACGCCAGCUGCGCCAGUCCCGCAUGGGUACUGAGCGUCGUAUCCAAGCAAUGGCCCGUGAACAGAACCGUGAUAUCUCUGAGAAGGUCGCUCUUGGCCUUGCGAAGCCUACGCAGAGCUCAGAGUCUAUGUGGGACUCGCGCCUGUUUAAUCAGACCAGCGGCAUGAACUCUGGUUUCAACGAGGACAACCCGUACGACAAGCCGCUAUUCGCUGCGCAGGACGCCAUUAAUAGCAUUUACCGCCCUCGUGCGCAGGUUGAUGACGUCGAUGAUGGAACCGAAGAGAUGAGCAAGAUCCAGAAGGCGGAUCGUUUCGAGGUUCUUGGCCGGGCAAAGGAGGGAUUCCGUGGCGCUGCUGAUGCCGAGGAGCGACAGGGCCCUGUUCAGUUUGAGAAGGAUGCGGCGGACCCCUUUGGCAUUGAAAGCAUGAUUGCGGAUGUGUCUACUGGAUCGAAGCGCUACGGUAUCCAAGAAGCUGAGCAGGACGACCGCGGUGCGAAGCGUGCUCGUGUCGACGACGAUGAGUAA
Molecule: messenger RNA, 1662 nt
Organism: Penicillium chermesinum
Lineage: Eukaryota; Fungi; Ascomycota; Eurotiomycetes; Eurotiales; Aspergillaceae
Product: SKIP/SNW domain-containing protein
Exons: 3
Coding region: 1-1662 (553 amino acids)
Biological process (GO): mRNA splicing, via spliceosome
Cellular component (GO): spliceosomal complex
Source: RefSeq, a predicted model, not a curated record